CCCACAGCGCACGCGCAGCGUUCCCACAGUCUACGGUGCGCCGAGGAAACAACAAACUGCAACCGCUCAUCAGGACCGGCCGUUAGUUCUUUAACUUUGAGCCCAUCUGAAGGCCGUGGCCGCUGUGUCAGAGCGGCUGCAGGACAGAGAAGGAGGGCCGUGCUAAAUGUACCGUGGCCGCCCCACGGAGAAGUCGGUGUGUCCGGUAGGAUGUUGGCAGCGACAGACCACUGAUUGAUCGGUUAACCCGUGUAACCCUCACCGUGUGUCCGCUGACAGAGAACUAAACUGCUGCUGUAUUCCGCAGCUAACGUGCUAGCGCUUAAGCUACACGCUAACAGGCUAACAGCAGCGGCAGCUCCCGGUCACGCUGUGUCUUUCUGUCGUCAUGGAUCGGUUAAAGUCAACCAUGCCAUCGGCCCGGUAGACGGAACUACACCCUACUCUUAGCUGCUGGCCGCGGAGCUACCAUCAGCUGUGACACAUCUGGACGCAGUUAGCCCUUCGUGUAGCGGCCGAGGAUGGUCGUAGUUACGGCGGCUGCUCCGGAGAAACGGCCCGUCCCCACUGGACCAGGACAGACCCGCCUAGCGUUCAUGUAAACCCGUGUGUCACACCCGGCAGCAGCCAUGCAGGCGACCCAGCUGCAGUACGACUUCUUCAGCGAGGACAACGCUCCGAAGUGGAGAGGCCUGCUAGUUCCGUCCCUGGGGAAGGUCCUGAACCAGGUGCACCCUAAUCUGGUGUCUCAGCAGGAGGCGCUGCAGUACAUUGAGGAACUCAUCCUGCUUUUACUCAGCAUGUUGUGUCAGGCCCAGCCUCGCACUGUGCAGGAUGUGGAGGAGAGAGUCCAGAAGAGUUUUCCCCACCCCAUCGAUAAGUGGGCAAUUGCCGAUGCCCAAGCAGCCAUCGAGAAGAGGAAGAGGAGAAACCCACUGGCUCUGCCUGUUGACAAGGUCCAUCCAUUGCUCAAGGAGGUGCUUGGGUAUAAGAUUGACCACCAGGUGUCAGUGUACAUGGUUGCGGUGUUGGAAUACAUCUCUGCUGAUAUCCUGAAACUGGCUGGGAACUAUGUCAGGAACAUCAGACACUACGAGAUCUCACAGCAGGACAUCACUGUGGCCAUGUGUGCUGACAAGGUGUUGAUGGACAUGUUCCACCAGGAUGAGGAGGACAUCAGUGGGUUCCCUUUGAUAGACGAGGAGCCAUCCGCCAAUGAGGAGCAGAGUUACCACGAGCUGGUGAGGACCUUCAUGUCUGAUGGUCGGCAGUACCUGAGGCAGCUCAACCUGCUCAUCAAGGUGUUCAGAGAGCCCUUCACCUCCAGCACCAUGCUCUUCUCUCAGCAUGAUGUGGACAGUAUCUUCAGUCGGAUUGUUGAUAUACACGAGGUUACAGUGAAGCUGUUGGGGUUGAUCGAGGACACGGUGGAGAUGACAGAUGAAGGAAGUCCUCAUCCUCUGGUGGGAAGUUGUUUUGAGGAUCUGGCUGAGGAACUGGCUUUUGACCCCUAUGAGACUUAUGCUCAGGACAUCCUGCGUUCUGGUUUCCAUGAACACUUCCUGAGCCAGGUGUCCAAACCGGGCGCUGCUUUUCAUCUCCAGUCCAUCUGUGAAGGUUUUAAAGAAGCUGUUCAGUACGUUUUGCCCAGACUGCUGCUCACACCUGUUUACCACUGUCUUCACCUCUUUGAAAUGCUCAAGCAACUAGAGGAGAAAAGCAAGGAUGACGAGGAUAAAGAGUGCCUUAAACAGGCCAUCACAGCUCUGCUCAAUCUGCAGAGCAGCAUGGAGAGGAACUGCUCCAGGAGCCUGGCCAAGAGGAGGCUCAGCGAGUCAGCGUGUCGGUUCUACAGCCAGCAAAUGAAAGGAAAACACUUGGCCAUCAAGAAGAUGAACGAGAUCCAGAAAAACAUUGAUGGGUGGGAGGGCAAGGACAUCGGCCAGUGCUGCAACGAGUUCAUCAUGGAGGGCACGCUGACUCGCGUGGGAGCCAAACAUGAACGUCACAUUUUUUUGUUUGAUGGCCUCAUGAUCUGCUGCAAAUCCAACCACGGCCCACCUCGACUUCCUGGCGCUGGUUCUGCUGCAGAGUACCGUCUCAAAGAGAAGUUUUUCAUGCGGAAGGUUCAAAUCAAUGACAAGGAUGACAAGGAAGGUGAGUACCGGCACGCCUUUGAGAUCAUCCUGAGGGAUGGGAACAGCGUAGUGUUUGCCGCCAAGUCUGCAGAGGAGAAGAACGGCUGGAUGGCAGCGUUGAUCUCACUGCAGUACCGCAGCACGCUGGAGCGCAUGCUGGACACGGCCAUGCUGCAGGAAGAGAAGGAGGAGCAGAUGAGACUGCCGGAGGCAGAGGUGUACCGUUUCUCAGAGCCUGACUCAGAGGAGAACGUAGUGUUUGAAGAAAACGUCCAGUCCAAGUCAGGGAUACCUAUCAUCAAAGCUGGGACUGUCCUGAAACUGAUCGAGAGACUCACCUUCCACAUGUAUGCAGAUCCGAACUUUGUCCGAACAUUUCUGACCACUUACAGAUCUUUCUGUAAACCUCAAGAGCUGCUGGACCUGCUCAUGGAGAGGUUUGAGAUUCCGGAGCCGAAGCCGAGUGAUUUGGAUCAAAUGGAGGGUGGAGAGCAGCCACUCAGCGCUGAACUAAAACGUUUUCGCAAAGAGUUUGUUCAACCAGUCCAGCUCAGAGUCUUGAAUGUGUGCCGUCACUGGGUGGAGCAUCAUUUCUAUGACUUUGAGAGAGACACGGACCUGCUAACACGACUGGAGGAGUUCAUUGCUUUGGUCAGAGGUAAGGCUAUGAGGAAGUGGGUUGAGUCCAUCACUAAGAUCAUCCAAAGAAAGAAGCAGGUGCAGGUGAGCGCGCCCAGUCACUGCAUCACCUUCCAGAAUUCCCCCCCUUCAAUCGAGUGGCACAUCUGUAAACCAGGAAACGCCGAGCAGUUCGACCUUAUGACUCUGCACCCCAUUGAGAUUGCCCGCCAGCUCACCCUGCUUGAGUCUGACUUCUAUAGGGCGGUGCAGCCGUCAGAGCUGGUCGGCAGCGUGUGGACUAAAGAGGACAAAGAGAUUCACUCCCCAAACCUGCUGAGGAUGAUUCGUCACACCACUAACCUUACCCUGUGGUUUGAAAAGUGUAUUGUAGAAACGGAGAACCUGGAGGAGAGAGUAGCUGUGGUUUCCAGGAUCAUUGAGAUUUUGCAAGUUUUCCAGGAACUUAACAAUUUUAAUGGCGUUUUGGAGGUUGUCAGUGCCAUGAACUCAUCACCAGUUUACAGAUUGGACCACACGUUUGAGCAAAUCCCAAGUCGACAGAAGAAAUUCCUGGAGGAAGCUCAUGAACUGAGUGAAGAUCACUACAAGAAGUAUUUGGCCAAGCUGCGGUCCAUAAACCCCCCCUGCGUCCCCUUCUUUGGUAUUUAUCUGACCAACAUCCUGAAGACAGAGGAGGGAAACCCAGACUUCCUGCGCAGACACGGCAAAGAUCUUAUUAACUUCAGUAAGAGAAGGAAAGUGGCAGAGAUAACAGGAGAGAUACAGCAGUACCAGAACCAACCAUACUGUCUGAGAGUGGAAAAUGAUAUCAGGAAGUUUUUCGAGAACCUGAAUCCACUAGAGGAUAUGUUGGAGAAGGACUUUGCAGAUCAUCUCUUCAACAAGUCUUUGGAGAUUGAACCUCGAAAUGCCAGAUCGCUACCUCGAUUUGCAAAGAAGUACACCUGUCCUCUGAAGUCCCCGGGGAUCCGUCCUACCUCUGCUAGGCCAGGCACCAUGAGACACCCAACGCCACUGCAGAAUGAGCCCAGGAAGAUAAGCUACAGCCGCAUCCCUGACAGUGAGACUGAGGGGGGGGGCAUCUCUGCCCCCAACUCCCCCCGGACCCCCUUAACUCCACCCCCAGCUUCAGCGGCCUCCAGUUCCACAGAUGUAGGCAGCGUGUUUGACUCGCCACAGGCACCCAGCAGCCCCUUCCACUCCACCUGCGACAGUAUCUUUGCUGUGGUGUCUCUGCCUCAUGGCCCACGGUCUUCGUCUGUGUCCUCCAUGGUGAGUUUCAGUCGGGGUUUAGAUGAUGUUCCUCUUCCUCCUCCUGUUCCUCCUCGCAGACGUCCAGAGUCUGCUCCUGCCGAGUCCUCCCCAUCCAAGAUGAUGUCAAAGUUGGACAGCCCUCCUGCCGUGCCCCCUCGUCAGCCCACCUGUAAGCUGCUGCCCCCUCGUUACUCAUCUUCGUUGUCUUCAUCUCCUCCUGACAGCCCUCCCUCUCUGCCUCCUCGGGAGCCCCUUAACUCACCUCUGCACCUCCUACCCCCUCCUCAGGGUCGUCUCCGCUGUGACUUGCUGCCUCAGGCCUUCUUUCCUGCAAACAUCACUUCCCCUCCCCCAGUCACUUCUACCUCCGCUGCCUCGUCCUCACCACCUCUCCCACCCGUUACCCCCAGCCCCACUCCCACUUCUAGGAAGAUGCCUCUUCCUUCCCCACCUCUCCCACUUCUCCCUAUGGAUGGGCCGCCUGUACCUCCUCGACAUGGUGUCCCCAAGCUUCCCCCUAAAACUUACAAGAGGGACUCUGUGAGCCACGCCCCUCUUUUGGAUACACCCCCAGCCCUCUGACUGGACAGCCUGACCUUCUCUGGUGAGGAAAGGGCAGUGGAUUUGACAGCCAGUGGAGAAGGCAGGACUACAAGGCUAACACUACACCUGACUGACUGACUGACUGGAUCUAAAAAAUAUGCUUGACCAAUCAGGACAAUAAGCUCUGAUUCAGAUUGACAAAAUAAAAUACAUAUUAUGUGCUCUUAUUCUGAAAAAAAACAGAACUGAUUGUGGAGAACCAGCUGGACCUCUUCUAAACUUUUGAACAGAUUGUGAGUAAUGCAGUUCCCAGCCUGAAGUGGACUCUAGGUGGGUAAGGAGCCUUUAGUUCCUGGAACAGAACCAUAGAGGUACUGUGGUGGUUCUGUUUGACCGGCUUGAUUGUUAAUGAAACUAUAAAAAAGUGUCUUGAUUCUUUGAAAAACAAGGGAAUAAACAUGUUUCUAUCACUGAGUUGGAUUGUGACAGAAAA
Messenger RNA from Betta splendens (Siamese fighting fish), 5070 nucleotides. Its product is annotated as son of sevenless homolog 1. Bases 630 to 4616 code for a protein of 1328 amino acids. The transcript is spliced from 23 exons. The record is from RefSeq and is a predicted model, not a curated record. Gene Ontology annotation, molecular function: structural constituent of chromatin; guanyl-nucleotide exchange factor activity; DNA binding. Lineage: Eukaryota; Metazoa; Chordata; Actinopteri; Anabantiformes; Osphronemidae. Gene Ontology annotation, cellular component: plasma membrane; nucleosome. Gene Ontology annotation, biological process: Ras protein signal transduction; positive regulation of GTPase activity.